Knipowitschia caucasica is the source of this 405-nucleotide messenger RNA. The record is from the annotation of a GenBank genome assembly. Lineage: Eukaryota; Metazoa; Chordata; Actinopteri; Gobiiformes; Gobiidae.
AUGCCGGGCAGCUGUGCAUUCCUCUGCUCAGCCUUGGAUCUGAGUUACAGAAAUAACAGAGGGACCGUGGGCGAGGGCGGCCGCGACCACAACAACACCGUGGACCCUCUUCACACUUUUAUCCUCUCUCAUCGGGACUGGUUUGGUUUCUACUCUUUAGGAAUGCGCCCGGGAGGAUCAGAUUACCCCAGGAGGAGGGAGGAGGGAGGAGGGAGGAGGGAGCUGGUCUUGGAGAGGCUGCAGCAGAGGUAUAAGGAGGGGGGUGUGCAGGAGAUCGAGUUUCACAUCUGCCUCCCCCUCCUCCCCCUCCUCCCCCAGCGGCCUGGAGACAGAGUGGCUGAGUCUGGGAGGAAAACAUGCAAUCCACCCUCCCUCGCGCCUCCACCACCUCCAGCAGAUAAAUAA